CAAAAAGUUCCCCCAACGACCCACCUUCACCAAAACAUCUCGAGCACAUUCACUCCUUACGGCUAUUGGGGCAGUCCUUCAUUUUCUCGCGACUUUUAAUAUCCCGAAGGGUCUCCAACUCCGUAUUGCGUCCUAGAUUGUCUGUUUUCAAUCACCACCACAAUGAACGUUCCUCCCCCGCAGCCAGGGCAGCAGCCCACACCUGAACAAAUCGCCAUGAUGCAGCGGCAGCUAGCGGCUGAAGCGCAGAAGCGCGGUAUCACGGUCCCUCAAUACAUCGAGCAACUCAAAGCACAGGCCUUUGAGCAGCACCAGAUGCAGCAGCAACAGCAACAGCAACAGCAACAGCAACAGCAACAGCAACAAAAUCAGGCGCAAGGACAAGCAAUGCCAAUUAAUCCCGGACCCCCGAAUCCCGCUGCCCUAGCGGUCGCAAACUUCCUUAAGUCUCAGGACCUAAAGCCGCGGACUUGUAUCCUAGAUGAGAAGAGAAAGGACAUGUUCAGAGUCAAACGAGCGAUUCGCGCACUACAAAGCCCCGCGUAUGUCAAAGCCCGCUCUAAGAACCCUCUCCUGCCCGAAGUCACCGAUCGCGCCAGCGCCGAGAACACAUUCAAGCUCCUUCCGCUUUCCCUUCUAGCUCUUCGCGUUUCGAAGGUUGACCCCGAGCAUGGCCAUGAGGGCCACAACCAUGCCAAGCCUAAGCGCGUUAAAGGACUCUGGACCGUAAGAGUCGAGCAACACCAGGAAGCUGAGGAUGAACACCACUAUGUGUGGCUAUACGAGGGUUCACAGUGGAAGCAAAAGUUGUAUGCCGUUGGAGCGCUAUUGCUUGUCAUUGCCGUGGUCUUAUUCCCCCUCUGGCCUCUCUUCAUGAGGCAGGGAGUGUGGUACUUGAGUAUGGGCAUGCUAGGAUUGAUCGGCCUGUUCUUCGGGAUGGCCAUCUUCAGGUUGAUUCUCUUCAUCAUCACCAUGUUUGCGGCCCCACCCGGGCUGUGGCUGUAUCCGAACCUCUUCGAGGAUGUCGGAUUCUUCGACUCUUUCAAGCCAGUUUGGGCAUGGCAAGAGACCGCUGAGGACGUCAAGGCCAAAAAGCUCGCAAAAAAGCAGCGCAAGCAGGAGAAACUGGCGGCGAUUGCCAGCGGAAAACCGAAGGGAAAGAAGGGUGCGGCUGGCACGUCUCCAGUUCCUGAGCCCGCAACACCUGCCCCAGUCAAGACUGCACCAGUCGAAUCUGCUCCCCAACCUACUGGUUCCGCUCCCGCUACAGAGACGGGUACAGUCACCCAGCGCCCCCGACACGCUACUGUCGAGGAAGUCGAGGAUGAGUAACUCCUUCAACACUCCAUCCUACUUCCUCGGUACGUAGAUAAUGUCAUACCUCGAGUCCCCUCUUUGUUUUCGCAUUUAAAGGAGCAGUUUGAUGGGCGUUUCGGUGCUUGGGAGGGAUCGAUAUUGGGAUCAUAAUCAUGAGCGGAGUGGGAAAAGUUGCCUGGAUGGUUGGUUCGCGACUGAUGGGUCAUUUUCGGAUGACAGGCAGGCUGACUGUAUUAUACUGAUCCUCCAUUUGUCUUUAUAACAACCCUUGCACUUGCGUUGGUCUUGAAUCCCGAACGAUCU
Lindgomyces ingoldianus is the source of this 1620-nucleotide messenger RNA. Its product is annotated as translocation protein. The coding region runs from base 163 to 1332 and encodes 389 amino acids. NCBI's taxonomy places the organism in Eukaryota, Fungi, Ascomycota, Dothideomycetes, Pleosporales, Lindgomycetaceae. Gene Ontology annotation, cellular component: endoplasmic reticulum membrane; endoplasmic reticulum. The record is from RefSeq and is a predicted model, not a curated record. Gene Ontology annotation, biological process: post-translational protein targeting to membrane, translocation. The transcript is spliced from 3 exons.